UGCCGGAUAGAGCAGAGAAGAGCUGGAGAAGAGCAAAGCUCGCAGCGGAGAGUCCAGGUUUGGAAUUAGAGCACGCGGGACGCAGUCAGCAUUGGGAGCCUCCUGAAGGGUGAGCAGCUAGGGCGUACUGCAGAGAGGAGGCUGCCAUCAGUGCAGAGCAGGACGCAACUGCCCAGGUUCGAGCUGGGGAAGAGACUUCUCUAUAAAGACACUGCUAGCAGCAUCCCAGUUUUUGUUGGAGUGAAACGCCGCUUACCGCGGAGGGGGGCCGGGACGAAUGAGGCGGCACUGAGUAGUGCAGCACGGGAGUGGGACAUUCGGGUACUAAAUGAUGGAGUCCCCAUCGCGGGUGGCAGUGGGCACCAUGGAUUGUUCUCCCGGUGCAAGUGGUCAUGAUUCUGGAGCGGAAGAAAUGGACUCGGUUGGCACCGUGAUGUUGGACCCAGUGCUGGAGCGCAUCCUGUUGGAGUCGGUGUGUCAGCAGCAGGGCUGGGUGCGGGUUUAUGAUGUGAAAGGCCCACCUACACAUCGUAUGUCAUGUGGACAGGCUCCCUGCAGUGAAACCACAACAUGGGAAAGGAAGUUUUGUAUCUUAACGGACACUCAGCUGGUGAUACUGAACCGGGAGGAGGAGAUCCCAAUGGAUAUUACUCAGGAGCAGAUAACAGAUUCGACAAAGGGGAGGAGCUUACGACGAACUGUCAGUGUUCCAUCAGAAGGACAGUUCCCAGACUAUCGCCAAGAAGGCGCACCAAAACCUGAGCUGCCCGCUGAGCAUUCUCCACGUCGGAGAAGUAUAUCUGGACCCGGGACAUCAGAAAAGAGUAAUUCCAUGGAAGCAGGCAAUACUUCUCCUUUUAAAGUCACGGGUUUCUUCAGCAAACGUCUAAAGGGUUCCAUCAAGAGGACGAAAAGCCAGUCCAAACUGGAUCGAAACACGAGUUUCCGCCUUCCAUCCCUCCGGAAUUCUGAUGGUGACAGGGCCCGUGCGCUGCCGAAGCUAAAGGAAUCCCGUUCUCAUGAGUCUCUGCUAAGUCCAGGCAGUGCGGUUGAAGCACUUGAUCUCGGAACUGAAGAGGACGUCUUCAUCAAGUCACUGCAUAGCAGUAUUUUGGGACAAGACUUUUGUUUUGAGGUGACUUACUCUGGCGGGAGUAAAUGUUUUCACUGCGCAUCUGCUGCAGAGAGAGACAAGUGGAUGGAGAACCUGCGGCGAACGGUACAGCCAAACAAGGACAAUUGCAGGCGAGCAGAGAAUGUGUUACGGUUAUGGAUAAUUGAAGCUAAAGACUUGGCGCCAAAGAAAAAGUACUUUUGUGAACUUUGUUUAGAUGAUAUCUUGUAUGCUCGGACCACAAGCAAAAUAAAAGCGGACAAUAUUUUUUGGGGUGAGCACUUUGAGCUGUAUGGGUUGCUACCUGUUCGCAACAUCACAGUUCACAUCUAUAAGGAUGUAGACAAGAAAAAAAAGAAGGAGAAGAACAGUUACGUUGGACUUGUGAACAUUCCUGUUUCCACGGUUACCGGGCGACAAUUUGUAGAAAAGUGGUACCCUGUGAGCAUGCCAACUCCCAGCAAAGGCAAGGCGGGGGGGCCUUCAAUACGCAUAAAAUCACGCUACCAGACCAUCGCCAUUUUGCCUAUGGAACAAUACAAGGAAUUUGCGGAGUUUGUGACCAACAACUAUACUAUGCUUUGUUCUGUGCUUGAACCUGUGAUCAGCGUUAGGAACAAAGAGGAGAUGGCGUGUGCUCUGGUUCACAUACUGCAGAGCACGGGCAGAGCCAAGGACUUUCUGACAGACCUGGUAAUGUCUGAAGUUGACCGCUGUGGGGAUCAUGAUGUGCUGAUCUUUCGAGAGAAUACCCUGGCAACCAAAGCAAUCGAAGAAUACCUGAAGCUGGUCGGACAAAAGUACCUUCAUGAUGCACUUGGAGAAUUUAUCAAGGCUCUGUACGAGUCUGAUGAGAAUUGUGAGGUGGACCCCAGUAAAUGCUCCACAAACGAGCUGUCCGAACACCAGAGUAACCUAAAGAUGUGCUGUGAGCUCGCUUUCUGUAAAAUCAUCAAUUCCUACUGUGUCUUUCCUCGAGAGCUGAAGGAAGUGUUUGCAUCGUGGAAACAGCAGUGUGUUCUCCGUGGCAAACAGGAUAUUAGUGAACGUCUGAUCAGUGCCUCCCUAUUUCUGCGAUUUUUGUGUCCUGCAAUCAUGUCUCCAAGCCUCUUCAACCUAAUGCAGGAGUAUCCUGAUGACAGGACAUCACGCACCUUGACCCUGAUUGCAAAGGUCAUACAGAAUCUUGCCAACUUCACAAAGUUUGGAAGUAAGGAGGAGUACAUGGCAUUUAUGAAUGACUUUCUAGAGCACGAGUGGAGUGGAAUGAAAAGGUUUUUGAUGGAGAUCUCGAAUCCAGACACGAUCUCAAACACACCGGGAUUUGAAGGUUAUAUUGAUCUAGGCCGAGAACUGGCAGUUCUACAUUGCCUGCUGUGGGAGGUGGUGUCACAACUUGAUAAGGGUGAAAAUUCCUUUCUGCAGGCGACUGUGGCAAAGCUGGGCCCACUCCCGCGGAUUCUCACUGACAUCACCAAGUCUCUGACGAACCCAACUCCAGUGCAGCAGCCAGGGAAGCGGAUGAUGGAUCUCAGUUGUUCCAGCAAUGUCUCGGGUAGUGUCUCAUCUGGACUACAGAGGAUAUUUGAAGAUCCAGCAGACAGUGAAAUGCAAGCAGUGAGUUCACCAAACCUGGAGAUGGUGACUUUCAAGAGCAAUUCUUCAUUAUUGGGUCCACAGGCAUCUGCUCACAGUAUGAACUACUCUGACAAGGAUGAGAGGGAAUCACUGCUUCCAAAUGGCCGCAGUGUCUCACUAAUAGACCUUCAGGACUCCCAUGUGACGCAGACGGAACAGUCUGUUCUGAAUGAAAUGCCUGUGCGCCUCACAGGGAGCCAUUUAUCUGUGAGUCAAGUGGCCAACAUUAGACAACUCAGGGAGACGCAGAACACUCCUCAGAGUGCACCUCAGGUGAGACGACCUCUUCACCCUGCCCUUUAUCAACCUGGCAACCUUCAGCCAUUGUCCUUCCAGAACCCUAUGUAUCAACUCAGUAACCCCCCAAUGGUAACCAAACAAUCUGUGGACUCCAGUUCGGAGAAUCUCAGUACAGCCAGCUCUCGCAGUCAGAGUAACAGUGAGGAAUUCAAGUUAAGUGGACCUAGUAACAGCAGCAUGGAGGACUUCACAAAACGUAGCACACAGAGUGAGGACUGCUAUAGAAGGCACACGCUGCCAGAUAAGCCACUACCAGUGGCACUUCCACGGCAGAACAGUACUGGGCAAGCUCAGAUUCGACGAACAGAUCAGGCAGGACUGAAUGCCAGGACCAGAGCACCACAGUCCUUACCACAUAGUGCCUCACUGCGAAGUACGGGUAGCUUAUCUGGCAUUUCUGCAAUGGCAGCAGCUGAUUCACUACAGAAUGGGAGUCAGUCACGGCAACAGUCAUCAUCCUCCAGAGAAAGUCCUGUUCCAAAAGCAAGAGCCAAUCACAGGCAGACACCGUCACAGGCGCAGUCACCAGUGGACUCUGCGACCAUGUCCCCUGUGGAAAGGACAGCAGCGUGGGUCCUCAAUAAUGGUCAGUACGAAGAUGAGGAAGGACAGGAGCUUCAGCAAAGCAAAGAAGAACAAGACAAACACGCAGAGAAGUAUGAGCAGGAGAUUGCUAAGCUGAAGGAACGUUUGAAAGUGUCAAGUCGUAGGCUGGAGGAGUACGAGCGGCGACUUCUUGCACAGGAGCAACAGAUGCAGAAGCUGCUGAUGGAGUACAAGGUUCGGCUGGAGGACAGUGAAGAGAGGCUGCGCAGGCAACAGGAAGAAAAGGACAGUCAGAUGAAAAGCAUCAUUAGCAGGCUGAUGGCAGUUGAAGAGGAGCUGAAGAAGGAUCACGCGGAAAUGCAGUCCGUUAUUGAUGCAAAGCAGAAAAUCAUAGAGGCACAGGAGAAGCGGAUACUGUCAUUGGACUCUGCCAAUUCUCGACUGAUGAAUGCCUUGACACAGGUGAAGGAGCGAUACAGCAUGCAGACGCGGAAUGGGAUCUCUCCGACCAACACGACAAAGCUUUCAAUAACUGAGAAUGGCGAAUUCAGGAACAGCAGUUGCUAGCAAGGAUUGCUGAGAGACAGCAAGGACUGAAAUAAACAUUAAUCGAUUCAAAACUGACCUCAUGCUGCUAAAUUAAAUAUGCCCCCACCUCUCUUUAGAGGCAGUAAUGUACACAAAAUAUGCUUGUCAGUAUCCCUGUAAAUAGCAGAGACUUCAGUUAUAUUACCAUAGGCACUGUACAGAAAUUCAGCUGUAAGAUACUGCAGGGAGUUUAAAUAAUGUAGAUUUUUAUUAAUUUUUUUUGUAUUACAGUUGCUUCCUUGUGAAAGUCAGGGGCAUAUAGAUUUGAGGAGUUUCUUUUUGAAUCGCUGUAGGUAUUGCUUCAUACAGAAUGUCUCUGAAUAGAAGCUGUGUACAUAUUCUGUUGAUAAAAAGCACAUAUAGCAGGAUAAAUGAAGAGAUUGCACUGCUAAGUUUGAAGGAACUGUCUUUGUUGCCAAGAUAUGAAAUUUGGGGUCUUUAAGCCACGAUUUCCCCGUAUCAGAUGACAGCUGAGGUGGCAAAGUGGAGGAGUGAUUAUGUGCUAGUCCUCUGUUGGAGAGUUUUUUGUGAUGCGUCUCCGCAGGGAACGAAUGCACCUCUUUGGUUAGAGAAGUGCAAGCUUUGCCCCAUGUGGCAAGCCUCACAUUGACACUGUCAAACCAAACUUUGGGGCUCUGAUAUGGCCAGAAUGUUGACUUUCCUCGCCUUAUUGUUUUAUGGUGUUUAAUGUUUGUGUGCACAUAUUUUCUUAAUGCAGUGGACAGCUUAUUGCUCACCUUGCAACUGUUUGAGGUAGGGGUCUGUCUUUUUUUUUUUUUCAGCCUGGUUCCCAGCUAUACUGUUGUCUUUGCAGGAAAUGAUUUUUCCUGUUAUAGCAUCAGAAAGAAAAAACAGAAGCAAAUGAAAUGGAUUACAAACCUUGUAAAGACAAAAAGUUAUGCCCGAUGCUUUUUUUUAUUUUCCCCUGUUGAGGGUUAGUUUGGGUGGUAGUUUUUUUUUUUUUUUUUUUACCACUGUGGUACCAGGCAGCAGACACACACUGUAGGUGUGCUAAAGGCAGUGCACGUACGUUAGACGGAGUUCUGAAGCCCAUCAGGACUCCCAUUUCUUCGGUAUUGCUCCUUUUCAAGCUACCAUAUCUGCCAUUUGGGAAAUGCAACAGGAAUGAAUGCAUGGGUCAACAAGCCAGCUGUAUUUUGUCUUUUCUAGUUGUCCUCCAGUCAGAUUUCCCAUAAUAACAAGUUGAUUACUUUGACAGAUGAAAAGUCAUAUGCCUCAGUUUUUUCAUCUGCUGCUGAAAGAAUAAUUUGCAUCUCUGUGAGUUGCACCAAAAAAGAUGAAAACCCAAAAUGUUUAAACUAAUGCCCUGUAUAUUUCUUGUUUUUUUUUUUUUUUUUGUCUUAUAUGAUCACACAAAAUGCUUAAAACAUGUCCUGGGUUUGUCAUACUGUGACUGUGGGGGUACACCAGAAUCCCGUUUAUCAGUGUGUAACAAAUGUUAGUGUCACUAACCACAGACCAUGAUGUCACAAGUAAAACAAAAAUCAAACGUGACAAGUGAAAAUAUUACUAGCACUGAUUUUGUUUGAAUGUCUUUGUUUUCUGCUUUUACGUGUUAAUGAUUUUUGGAUGACUGCUCAAAGAACCCCUAAACCUCAGUGUGUUUCUUCACCACUUUACUGUACCAAUACUGGGGAUGGAGUACCCUCCCCCCCCCAAGACCAUUAGUAUGUCCAGUAAAUGGGUUCAUAGGCAUCUCCCCAAGGAGCAUUUGUUAAGUGCUGGAGGGUACCUUGAAAAGCACUCUGCAGGAAAUGGAUGACAACAAUCCAGAAAUGGUUUUAGCAUCAAUUUUUUUGUCUUCAGCAUGGCAUCAGGGAGACGCUCUUAUUUGCUCAUUGAAUAACGGUAGAAGGGACAUGUCUACAUCAUCAGUAUAACUCAGGAGUCACAUUUUGUCAUAGUUACUACUCAUGUAGUGACAGACUCAUGCCAAGAAGCACUCCAAGCUAGGGUUUACAGAAUGUAGUGGCAGUGAGGUCAGAGGGUGCAUUCUAAACAUGUUUGCUUGGAGAGGAACCCAGAGCAGUGUUUGUUCAUUGGGAUGUGGUAGAAUGAGUUGGGGGUUGAACUCCCUUUACAGCUGAUAAUAAGGUCGUGUUAUGGAAAGAAUUAGAAUGUGGCACCAGGACAGAUAUUGGGUAAGAGCGGAAUGUGCUCAGGUUGUACCUGCAGCAUGUACUCGCAGGGUGUGAGAAAAGAAAUGUAGCCUUGGCAGAAUUUCUUACAGGGUCAGGGUCACCCCGUCGGCACUGCUUGGUCAUCAUGUAGUAAUAGGUGCUGGAUGAAGAUAUGUAGCCUUGACAGCAUUUGUUAUUGUGACAGAGAAGGGUCAGGGAUUCCCCCUCACCAGUGUUGAGAGGUUCUGGGUGAGGAUGUGUACUGUUGGCAGUAUUUGUGAAAAUAAUUUUGACAAAACAGGGUCUGGCAUGCCCCUUCAGGUGCACUUGGUUUAUCAUAUAAUGAUGGAUUGUGGGUGACAGAGAGGGGUCAGGGAUGCCCCUUCAACAGUGCUGGGUUGUCAUAUAGUGAGAGGUUCUGGGUGAGGAUGUAUAGUCUUGGUAGUGUUUGUUAAUGUAGUUGUGACAGAGCAGCAUCAGGGUGCCUCUUCAUAAGUGCUUGGUUACCACAUAGUAAUAGAUUGUGGGUGAGGAUGUAUAUCCUUAGUAGCAUUUGUUGCUGUUAUAGUAAUGGAGCAGAGGUAAGGAUGUACUGUCAGCUGCAGUUGGUCAACAUGUCUUGUUGGAGCAAGAUUUGGGUGCAGAAUUAGAUGUUAAGUAGGGUAUAGUUGGACAAAGGCUACACGUUUACAGUGGGUACAUCUUCGCAAACAAUGCAGCAUCUGCAGUGUUUUAUUGGUUGUUUUUAUUUAGUGCCAGACUGGGGUUAGAAUUGUUCCUUUUGCAGGUAGUGAAGGCACAGAAUUGGAAUGCACUCUCAGUAGGGUGCAACAUCGGCAGGUUAUUCUGUGCAGGCUGAGCGAUGGCCACUCAGAAGUGUUGUCAUGGAGUGCUUUAGUAUGGGGAGGAAUGCACCAUUUGCAGUUGUUGUUCAUUAGGUAAUGUCAGAGUGGAGUGUGGGGAAUGUUUUUGGUAACUGUGUAUUGAAGGCAUGGGCACACCUUUCAGGCCGUGGUUAUAUUUUCAGUUGUAACACUCACGUCCCCCUUUUCCCUUGCACAUUUGUUUGAAAUGUGAGCAGAAAGUUGUGUUCAUAUUUUUUGUGGUUACCAAAGAUUUUUUGUUUAUCCUUGGAAGGUCUCUUGCUGUUGUGGCUUGAUGAAUAGACCACUCAAAUUUGUUCACCAAACUUUCAAUGAGUUUUGUAAUAGCUAACUUAAAUUUUGUAUAUGCACUUCAUUAUUUUUGUGUAUAUUUUGUAUAUUGUCAGGAAUAAUAACAAAAGGAUUUCAUGCUGAAGUUUUGGUUUUAUUUAAUCUUAUUAAUUAAUAGAGGAGUGAAUAGAAAAAAAUACCUCAAGAAGGAAGUCUUUUGUUUUAUGUAUGUAGCUAUCUGGCUUAGCACACUCAGUCCAAAAAAUCAUUUUAGUACAAGGCUGCUUUAUGCAGCUGUGAUUCUACCAUACCUGUUUGUUAUUGAAUGGUGCAACAGAAAAGGUCAGUUUGGAAUGAAAUUUGAGGAACUGGAACACAGUUUGCAUUAGAAAAGUAAUUUAUCAGGGAGAAACUGUUGCGUUCCGUUUUGAGGUGGGAGGCACUAGGCAUUCAUCUAGCUUCAUGAUUAUUUUUCAUGUGAAGGGAAGGCAACCAGAUGUUCUGCUGUUGAUGUUACAUCAAGUAUUAGUGGAACAAAGGCCUGGAUUUAUGUUCAGCAGCCAUGCCUCGUAAAGUGGCAGCACAAAAAAGACCUAGCAGAAUGAGUAUCUGAGUUCCAUAGAAAAACUGUUAUCAAAGGCAUGAGUGUUUGUACUGAGGACUUCACCAGUCUUGUCAAAAAUGCAUUCAUCAAUGGCAGAUCGUAGCUUGACACAGUUUCUUUGUACUUCUGAGAUGCAGGGAUGUUGGAAUGAUGCAAAUGUAGGGAUUGCAGCUGUCUGCAUGUGGAGUGUGGAGACCCCCCCCCCCCAAAAAAAAAGCAAGUCUUAAAGUUUUAGUUACGUGGUGUUUUUAACAUCUCAACUGAUUUGAACUUUUUUCUAGGCAUUUUUCCAUUUGCUUGCUGACCAUCAAACCUAUCCCAACUGGACUUAAGUCUGUCUGUUCUUCCGGGGUGUGAAUCAUCCAUAAUGGAACUAAGAGCCAUUUGGAUGGUGGUUGUCAUGUAGGCACCCAUAUAUGUUGAUUGUAACCUGCAAACAUCUUGGUUAUGAAUUCAGUUAUGAUUACCCUAACAUCCCUGAAGGAGGGAAGGGGGACAAGUGAACCAUGUCAUCAUGGGACUGUCAUGUGGCCGUAUGUGCUUCUGUACCCUAUCACUGGCUGGAAGAGACUAAUACUCACCCCACAGUCUUUUACAUCCUACCACCUUCUUUGAGGAGACUGGUGAAGUCCACUGCCACCCCCCCCCCAUGCUUAUGCUUAUCCUCUCCUGGCAACUGAGAUAGCCGCCCAAGCCAUUAAUAUAUCCUGUGUUGCCAGGGCUUUAUUUAACUGCACAACUGGACCAUACGUGAAAGUCCCUUCCAUCGUAUUACUUACAAAAGAAGUGGGGAAUCCUUUGAUGUCAGGCUGCAUAAGUCUAAAUUAUCAUUUUUAACAGUAGCAGCAGUAUGUCAGCUGACAUUAGUGCAAAAUGUUGGCUAUAUGGGUAUCAUCAAGACAAUUACAGGCUGUUUUCCUAUCAGCUUCUGCUCAUCAUGUGACUAUAAUGUAGCAGCCUGGAUGUAGCUCUUGUUUACUGGAUGACUUUUUAUUAUGUGGUCAAUUCCAGUAAUAGUUGUUUAAUGUGAAGAAAAGGACGGGUGACUUGAAUAUGUUCCAUCCAGUGACUGUUGUUCUGGUAGCAGCACACCAGGGGGUCUGGCAUGCUGAAGCAGUAGUUAUGUGUUGAGAACAGGAGGCGGGGACCCACAUGUGUAAUAAUGUGCAAUCUGUGGCUUCUGGUUCCAUUGUCCACAUCCCAUCCACCCCCUUCUUGUUGAGAUGUCAGCUCCACGACUAUGUUGAUGCAUUUGUUGCUGAUUACCACUGCGAGGAGCAAUUAAUCAAUGUGGUUGCAUUUUCUACAUGCUCAUUUCACCCCCCCACCUUUACUUGGGUUAUAUAGGUGGGGACACUGUACAGCUAGACACCCUUCUAAUGAAAAGGUGGGUAUUAUCUGGAACACUUGCAGGAUUGAACCCACAGACAUUGCCCACCAGUCAGUGUUACUUUCAGGCCUUCAUCCUCAUCACAGCAAACUGGAACACGAAAGGUGCACCAUUGUCCUUAUUUCUGUUAGUAUUUUGGUGUUACUUGUUUAGUCUGCAGGUGGGAGGUGCUUAAGGGAAAGCAGCUUUAUCAUUGUUCUAGUAUUUGCCAAUCCCCCCCCCCCCCCCUCGUAACUAAAAAUUUCAGCACAUGUAUGGUACAAUGCAGCAACAAUCCCAUUCCUCACUGUUGUAAUGUUCAUUGUAUGUCUGAUUUGUAUGUCUGGGACCCCCAUAAUAUUUCAGGCAGUAAUCUUAAAUAUUAAAAAAACAGAGUCACUAUUGUUUGCUUAGAUUACAAAACAGACCUCUUAAAAGUGUUAAAAAGUACAUUUGAUAUACCAGGUACUUUCUGUUGCUCCUAUCAAACUUUGCAUCCCGCACAAAGGGAUAUAUAUUUUUUAUUUUUUUAUUCUGUUUCUGUUCUGUGUUAUUCUUCCCAGCUACCCCAGUGACCCUGUCCAUGGCUGGUCUGCCAGCUUCUCCUACUGCCCCCGACCAUCUCUGUUCUAAGGCUGGGGCCAGAGCAGAACCUAAGGGCAUCCUUGGGGGGGGGGGGGGUUCAUGCCAUUAGCUGCUUCUUCCACAGGAUUUCUUUCAUUUAUGACUUUCACCUGGCCAUAGAUUAGCACUAAGCUAACUGCCUUUGCUGGCCAUUUUAAGCCUAGUCAGUUACCCCAUGUGAGAAUCAAACCCUGUAACUUAUGUCUGUAAGGCAAACACCUUAACUAUUAUGCAAUAUCCCCAACUCCCCUGUGUUCCGUGUUUACAUCCGAGGAUGACUCCCCUCUGUGGACCGUGCCACACUGUAGAGAAUGCCUAAAUUAGUGCCCUCACCCCAGGAUGAAUGCUCCAGUCCUUCCCUGCCUGCACCUCAGAUGCCCAAACUGCUGAACCCUGGUCACUUGGGCUGUAGUUAGGACUUUAUCCCAAUACACCACAGUGCUAGCCAGAGGGAUAAAGCCAGAUAACCCAAGUGUAAUUAGCAGCUUUGCUGCUGGUAGAGCCAAGGAAGGGGUGGGAGAGGCAUGCCCUGCUGGGGGGAGGGAUAUGGUGGCUCCUGGACUAUGGAAUUUGUCACUCCAGUGCUAAAAUGGGAUUACCAUGUGCCAAGAGCAACCCAUAGGCUUGGGGGGGCAUGCGUAUUACAACACAAGCUGGUGAUAUUAGCCCUUGUGUGGAGCAUGACUACCCCAGUAGGACACAGAUUACCCUAAUAGUGAUGCAGGAGCUCACAUCACCCCCAAGAGGAGGUGUUAGAGCCAUACUACAAACUUUCCUCAUGGCUUUUUGUGCUACAGCCAUGCCCUGAGUCUUGCCUCUUUGGGGAACAAAUGGGCACCAUAAUUCCCACUCUAGUAUGGUGGGAAUGGGUGGCAGCUUUGCAGUCCGUAGGUAUUUGGGUAAAUGGGUUAUAUAAAACAGUUCGCAUUUCUGUAUAACUGAAGAGAUGAGGCUUACGACACUGCAUAGGAAGGGUGGAGCAAAAGGGGCACCUAUUGUGGGCUCCGACCUCUAGGAGGGUGAGGCCCCUUAAACGAUAGGUUUGACAGCUUGUAUGCUGGGUUAAAUUAUCACACCUUAAUGAGGGAUUGUGAUUACUCAUUAGAUGGCUUGUAAGCUGUCUGUCAAACCUCUGUUUUCUCUCCAUUUUUCUUUUUUCAGUGUGACAGCCUUUAAAAAACGAAGUUUAAAAGUUGAAUAGUUUAUAAGCCAUAUAAUAAAGUGAUGUUGAACUUGAUGUCUGUCAGCUUGUAAUCUGUCCCCCCUCUCCUUUUUUUUUCCCCCUGAAAAGUAGCGUCAGUGGCCAUUAAAGGGGUAUACCGUCCAGGGUGCCAGUUUCCUUUGCUCCAGCUCUGGGUUGUAAGGUGUGUGCCAGCUGCCACCUCCUUUCCCCCACACUGAAGAUUAUAUUAAUGAUUGUUUUUAUUUUAAAUAAACUUACAAGAGUGUGUAUAAAACUAUAGUGUGGUUAGAUGGGUGGGUAUAGAUGAGUCAUAUUUACAGGAGGUGCAAGAGAUACAAAAAUAGUUAGAAGAUGAAACCUGUAUUAUAUUUGCCCUGAGCAUCUAAUGUGCAGCUUUCAUUUUGCUUGGCACAGCCAACUGCCCUGAGAACUGUGGGCCCCAGAAUGUAAAUUAAUUUGUAUUUACAAAUGUUCUGUUAUGGCUGGGAUGUCACUUCCUGCAGAUUUACCUGCUACUGUACUGCAAGUGCCCUGCAGUUUUGAAGUUUUGCUCAGGUUGCUGAUGCAGUAGAUAGUUUAGGAAUGUUGAUACUGGUGACAACCCAGUCUGCAUGUACUACUCAAACUUUUGUCACAGAUGUGCACAUACUGGGAGCACUGAUGCCUGUAUUAAUUUGGGUAAGGAAGUGAAGAACACCAUUUCUGCACAGGAUUAGUCAAUAUUUAGGGGUAUGAACCUAUUCUGUAUGUUGUCUUCAGCAGCAGCAGCAAUUUCACUAUGAAUCCAUGUAAUUAAAAUAUAAAAUGUUCUGCUGUGGCAAAAGACAUUUACAUUUUCAUCUCACAGCUCAGUCCAGAAAACAGGACAUAUUUCAAUUCUCCUUAUCCAGUUACUACGUAUAGAAUGUAUUUUAUAAAGUUACUGUUUAUCCUGAAAUCAGCGACCCCUUGCCACUGUUUUUUUUUUGUUUUGCCAUGAACAUGUAUGUCUUCUUCACUUCAACAUUUUGGUUUAGUUGUCAUGUUUGGAAUUUUGCGUUCACUUUUCAUGUAAAAAUGUCAAAAAUGGAUGUGCAUAUGUGGUGGUGGAGGGAAAACAAAUUGGGUCUUUUGUCGUAACACCAGUAAGCAAAUUUACUUGCUGAAAAGGAAAGUAGCUUUGCAGCUUUAAUUAAGCAGUGUCUGUAACACAACAGGUAGUGCUUUCACCUUUUGUGCAGAAGGUUCUGUGUUCUAUUCCAGCACCAGGUAGAUGGACUCUGCUGAUGCUGCAGUGCAGCCUAAAAGGGGGGCUUUAUUACCUCAGGUGGAUGCGAAAGAUUUCACAGCACCUUUUGAAAAGAGUAGGGGAAGUCCCCCAAUGUCCUAGCCAAAUUUCCCAUAGUAGUAUAAAUACCACCUCUGGUCUUAUCUGAACAGAGGCCACUAGCCUAGUGGGACUAACCUGGUCAACAAAGGAAAAGUGAAACAAAAUAAAAAAUGACCACGCUGAAUAUAUUCCCGUUAUGUAUUUCAUUAUGGUUGGUUUCUAAGGUCUGGUGCCUCACCCUUUAGGAAGAACAGCUGCUUUUUCAGACCCUCACCUUAGGAAGGCUGUGCAGGUUAGUGAGGAUGGGGCUUUCCUCUUUUUGCUUGUGUUUGUCUGCUGUAAGUUUCCAUAAAAUUGCUUACAAUCACAAGUGGAUUGUUUUUUUGGACAAGGAAAUCCUUUGAACUAGAUUACUGAGAAUGUCAGUGCAUCUCACAUAGUACAGUUGCUAUAGCAAAAUGGCUGCUGUGCAGUUUUGUUUUAUUUUUCCCCAUAAGGUGUAUGGUUGAUGGAGGAGGACAGUUGUGCUCCUUCUUAACACUUUGCUUGCCUUGUAAAUAUAACAUUGCAAAGGUUUCUGGCAUGGUUGGGCAUUAAGAAUAUAAAUAGUUUUGGAAUCCUCUUCCCCAGUUUCUGGAUUAAGUUAUAACUGUGCACCUUAAAACAUGAGGGAUUGCAUUUAAAAGGGAAUAAUUUGUAGAAUUUAAUUUAUUCAGUACUGUGUAGAAUUGUGCCACAAUUUCUGAAUUAACGUACAGGUGCAGAGCAGCUAAUCCAUGUCAUAUAGUUUGAGACCAACUAUACUGUUAUAUAGUUUGAGACCAACUAUACUGACAUGCAUUGAAAGCGUAGCACCCCUUGCAACUUUUGGACUUCCAGUUUGCAUUUUAAAGUGGACAUACAAGUUAAAAAAAAAAAAAAAAAACUUUAGACAUUCAUCUGUUUUUGUGUCCUUGUGUUGAUUUAUAUUGCAGUCAUCAGAUGGUAUUGUGACUUCCAAGUAGUGGCAGUGAUUUAUUUUUUUCAUUGCUGUUAAUUGUGAAAUACUGCAUUCAUGUUGGCAGACACCCAUAAUGUAUCCUUCACUUCACUGUGAAUGGUGAGUCUAUAACACUAUAGCAGUCUGUAGGUUAUGGGAUGUAUCCACGCAGCCGUGCACAGUAACAUCUGUCGGUUAUCAGAUGUAGCCGUGCAGCUGUACACUGCAACACCUGUACAGCAGCUUGUUUUCUUUCCAUUAAUUUCAGAGUCCUUCCAAAAGGAGGAAGCCUCAGCUAUGUAGUAAAUGUGAGCUUAAUGCAGAUGGAAUCUGUGUUUUCAAGAUGAGAAGCACUUGAUAACUUAGCGCCACACUCUUUCCAAGUAAAAUCAAGCUGUCUUUUAAAGAAUAAAACAGAAACAAAUCCAAA
Molecule: messenger RNA, 13979 nt
Organism: Protopterus annectens (West African lungfish)
Lineage: Eukaryota; Metazoa; Chordata; Ceratodontiformes; Protopteridae
Gene: RASAL2
Product: RAS protein activator like 2
Exons: 18
Coding region: 329-4165 (1278 amino acids)
Biological process (GO): regulation of GTPase activity
Source: RefSeq, a predicted model, not a curated record